This is a messenger RNA of Quercus robur (English oak), 1179 nucleotides long. RefSeq lists its product as uncharacterized. The transcript has 7 exons. NCBI's taxonomy places the organism in Eukaryota, Viridiplantae, Streptophyta, Magnoliopsida, Fagales, Fagaceae. Bases 1 to 1179 code for a protein of 392 amino acids. The record is from RefSeq and is a predicted model, not a curated record.
AUGGCUAAAAUGGUUGUCUUACUGGUUUUGUUCACAUUGUUUCUCUCUUUUAGCACAAAUGAGGUUGGUUGCAAGAGAAUAUAUAGAGAAGAUCACAUGGAGUUGAAAAGGCAACUUAAGCUUUCAAAUAAGUUGGCCAAGAAAACUAUUCGGACAAAGUAUGGCGAUACAUAUGAUUGCAUAAAUCUCUAUGAACAACACUUCAAUUAUCGUUCACUCAAGAACCAUACUAAUGAUUUUCCGGUGAGAUCUACCUCCAACCCUAAAGGAAUCAGAGACCAAAAGUCUUCACCACUAUUUAACCCGUCUAAUUUUUGGCUAAACGGGAAAGGUUGUCCAGAUGGUAUGGUUCCCAUUAAGAGAAAUACAGAGGAUGAUCUCAAAAGGGCAAAGUUAGCUACAGAGAUACAUAACUCAAAAUAUAAACCGCUCACUAUUGAUAGACCUGGUACUCAUUAUGCUAUACUGCGGACAAAAAAUACGAACAUCGUGUACCAUGGAGGUUCUGCAAUUAUCAGCAUAUAUAACCCAAAAGUUGAAGGAACUCAAUACAGUUCUGCUCGCAUAAAGGUUCAAAAUGGUCCAGAUAGCAUAGAAGUUGGAUGGACAGUAAAUCCAACCUUGUACAACGAUACUCAGACCCGACUAUACACAUUUACAAAAACGUCUAAUUCCUCAUGCUUCAAUACAUUAUGUAAUUCAAUAAUUCCUACAAGUACGGAUAUUCCUCUCGGCAUUCCUAUAGUGCCAAUUUCAACGCCAGAACAGCAAUUUGACAUGAAAUUCACGCUUUUUUGGGAAGCUGCCAAUGGAAACUGGUUUCUAAAAUUUGGUCAAGAUGAAACUGAAAUCGGAUUUUGGCCAAAAAAUGUAUUCACUGCUUUAGGAGACGGUGCAAAGUACGUUGAAUGGGGAGGAGAGGUUUUUAGUCCUCCAGGUGUGCCUAGCCCUCCCAUGGGCUCUGCCUAUAGUGCACACUUAAUGCAAGACACCAAAUAUGAUGCAUAUUGCAGGCAAAUUAAAACAAUUAAUGAGACUGAUUAUGUUGUUAACGCUGUUGAUACCGAAAAAUUUUCUGAUAUUGAACAAUAUGAAGUUCUUGAUGAAGGAAUAACAGGUGCAGCUGAUUUUCAGCACCUAGUACUGUUUGGGGGUGUGGGUGGUUAUACAGGGACUUAA